Phyllotreta striolata is the source of this 453-nucleotide messenger RNA. Lineage: Eukaryota; Metazoa; Arthropoda; Insecta; Coleoptera; Chrysomelidae. The record is from the annotation of a GenBank genome assembly.
AUGGAGCGCGCAUCCGAUGCAACGUUGACUGUGAUUUUUUCAGGCGAUUACUGCUGCUCCAAGUGCGGCAAAACGUACAAAGCCAAACGGUCCCUGUGGAGGCACGUCAAGCAGGAAUGCGACUCUUCGAAGCCGUUCAGUUGCCUGAUCGAGACGUGCGCCUAUCGCACGACAAGGAGGUACAUGCUCAAGCAGCACAUGAGGCUCAAACAUCAACUGUUAAACAACAUGGCGGAUGUGAAUGCGCUGGCUGUACACCGGUGUCCCAAAUGCGGCAGGGGCUACAAGGUGAAGAGAUCGUUGUGGAGACACACGAAAUUCGAGUGCCAGCAAUAUCCCAAGUUCGUGUGCCCCGUUUGUCCCUACAAGGCCAAGCAAAAGUCGACGGUCGUCUCGCACAUUACCACCAGGCACCCGGAUUUUUGGAUGUUGAAGGAACGGUUUAAUUUCUAA